GCUACUAACACAAUACACUCGAGAAAAAGAAAAGAAAAGAAAUGGCAUUCACCGCCGACGCCCGCAUCGCGCUGUCGACCACCGGAAAGUUGCAAAGUCCGGCGAAAUAUUCCGGCAAGCCGGUGAAGUUCUGCAAUGGGGAGCUAAUGGGGAAGAAGCUCAAAUUUGCGCCAAUGCAAAGAAACAAUGGCAAUGCUAUUAACACUCAUAUCUGCAACUCCUUCACAGCUGAUUUGGCAGGUGAGACCAAGUUGAGGGACUUGGAGAUGGAGAAGAGGGAUCCUAAGACAGUUGUCGCGAUCAUCCUAGGCGGUGGGGCCGGCACUCGUUUAUUCCCGCUCACGAAACGUCGAGCCAAGCCUGCUGUGCCGAUUGGAGGAGCGUAUAGGCUAAUCGACGUGCCGAUGAGUAACUGCAUAAAUAGUGGGAUCAACAAAGUUUACAUUCUGACUCAGUUCAACUCGGCAUCACUCAAUAGGCAUCUUGCUCGAGCCUACAAUUUCGGCGGUGCCGCCACUUUCGGAGAUGGCUUUGUUGAGGCUUUAGCUGCCACGCAAACUCCGGGUGAAGCAGGCAAGAAUUGGUUUCAAGGCACUGCAGAUGCUGUACGGCAAUUCCACUGGCUAUUUGAGGGUCCAAGAAGCAAAGAUAUUGAAGAUGUUCUAAUUCUAUCAGGGGAUCACUUGUACAGAAUGGACUAUAUGGAUUUUGUUCAGAACCACCGGCAAAGUGGUGCGGAUAUUACGAUAUCGUCCUUACCGAUAGACGACAGCCGUGCCUCAGAUUUUGGUUUGAUGAAGAUCGACAACAAAGGAAGGGUACUUUCGUUCAGCGAAAAACCGAAAGGAAAUGAUUUGAAGGCAAUGAGAGUAGACACGACUGUUUUAGGACUGUCGAAAGACGAGGCAGAGAAGAAGCCUUACAUUGCUUCGAUGGGAGUUUAUGUCUUUAAGAAGGACAUACUUUUGAAUCUAUUAAGAUGGCGUUUUCCGACGGCUAAUGAUUUCGGAUCGGAAAUUAUCCCUGCCUCAGCUAAAGAGUUUUAUAUUAAGGCUUAUCUAUUUAACGAUUAUUGGGAAGACAUCGGUACAAUCCGAUCAUUUUACGAAGCAAACUUAGCUCUUACAGAACAUCCACCAAGAUUCAGCUUUUACGAUGCAGCGAAGCCAAUCUACACGUCUAAAAGAAACUUACCACCAUCAAAGAUCGAUGGCUGCAAGAUUAUUGAUUCAAUAAUAUCACAUGGUAGUUUCUUGACUAGUUCCUUAAUCGAGCACAGCGUCGUCGGUAUUCGGUCACGCAUAAACUUCAACGUCGUCCUUCAGGAUACAGUGAUGCUUGGGGCUGACUACUAUGAAACUGAUUCCGAAAUUGCCUAUGCAAUUUCUAAGGGGAAAGUUCCAAUAGGAAUUGGAGAAAACACGAAAAUCAGGGAAUGCAUUAUCGACAAGAAUGCUAGAAUCGGCAAAAACGUCGUCAUUGAAAAUUCAGAGCGCGUACAAGAAGCCGAUAGAACCUCGGAAGGAUUUCUCAUCCGGUCAGGCGUCACAGUAAUAAUGAAGAAUUCAACGAUUAAAGAUGGAACUGUAAUAUAACAAAAUAUCCAAUAUAUUCACCACCCAGAUUUCAUUUUGUAACAAGUGACAUUUUUUUUUUCUAUUGUUGAUUUGUUUCGUACAAUAUCUUGCCAAUUCUCGAAUAAUGUUUUUUCUACAACAC
Erythranthe guttata (spotted monkey flower) is the source of this 1719-nucleotide messenger RNA. RefSeq names its product ADP glucose pyrophosphorylase large subunit 1 (gene APL1). Gene Ontology annotation, biological process: glycogen biosynthetic process. Gene Ontology annotation, molecular function: glucose-1-phosphate adenylyltransferase activity. The record is from RefSeq and is a predicted model, not a curated record. NCBI's taxonomy places the organism in Eukaryota, Viridiplantae, Streptophyta, Magnoliopsida, Lamiales, Phrymaceae.